Messenger RNA from Eptesicus fuscus (big brown bat), 2540 nucleotides. RefSeq names its product NHL repeat containing 2 (gene NHLRC2). NCBI's taxonomy places the organism in Eukaryota, Metazoa, Chordata, Mammalia, Chiroptera, Vespertilionidae. The coding region runs from base 208 to 2391 and encodes 727 amino acids. The record is from RefSeq and is a predicted model, not a curated record. The transcript has 11 exons. Gene Ontology annotation, molecular function: protein binding.
UUGGCUGCGUUUUGUAGGGACUUGAGCGUCUGAAUGCCUGUUUAUAACAGAAAAAAAAAAGUGCCCUGAGUGUGGACUGGGGCUGGGGGAGAGCGAGGUGAAUGUGCCGCUUUGAAACCGCAGGACGGGAAACGCUGCCUCGCUGUCCCCAGAGGAACGCGGCCCGCGGCCCGCGGCGCGGCCGCCCCAGGACCGUCCGGAGGGAACAUGGCGGCGCCCGGCGUCCGGAGCCGCAGCCUCGCGGGCCUGCUCCCGGCUCAGACCUCGCUGGAGUACGCCCUGCUCGACGCCGUCACCCAGGAGGAGAAGAACAGCCUGGUCUACCAGUAUCUGCAGAAGGUGGACGGCUGGGAGCAGGACCUGUCAGUGCCCGAGUUUCCGGAAGGGUUAGAAUGGCUGAACACAGAGGGGCCUAUUUCUGUUUACAAGGAUCUGGGUGGAAAAGUGGUCAUCCUUGAUUUCUUCACCUACUGCUGCAUAAACUGCAUUCACCUACUGCCUGAUCUGCACGCCUUAGAACACACCUACUCGGAUAAAGAUGGUCUUCUGAUUGUUGGUGUUCACUCGGCUAAGUUUCCAAAUGAGAAAGUCCUGGAUAACAUUAAGAGUGCUGUUCUUCGAUAUGACAUCACCCACCCUGUGGUUAAUGAUGCAGAUGCCAGCCUUUGGCAAGAACUGGAGGUUUCCUGCUGGCCAACUGUGGUCAUACUUGGACCCCGUGGAAACAUGUUGUUUUCGUUGAUUGGAGAGGGACACAAAGAGAAGUUGUUUUUGUAUACUUCAAUAGCUUUAAAGUAUUACAAAGACAGGGGACAGAUCAGAGCUAAUAAAAUUGGAAUAAAACUCUAUAAAGAUUCUUUGCCACCUUCACCAUUGCUAUUUCCUGGCAAAGUAACAGUAGACUCUCUUUCUAAGAGAUUGGUAAUAGCAGACACUGGACAUCAUAGAAUUUUGGUCGUCUGGAAGAAUGGACAAAUUCAGUACAGCAUUGGAGGACCCAAUCCUGGAAGAAAAGAUGGAAUAUUUUCAGAGUCAACUUUUAAUUCACCACAGGGUGUAGCCAUAAUGAACAAUAUCAUAUAUGUGGCAGAUACUGAAAACCACCUUAUAAGAAAGAUUGACCUAGAAGCUGAGAUGGUGAGCACCGUAGCUGGCAUUGGGAUUCAAGGUACAGAUAAAGAAGGUGGAGCUAAAGGAGAGCAACAGCCCAUUAGUUCCCCGUGGGAUGUAAUUUUGGGAUCAUCAGGUUCAGAGGUCCAAAGCGAUGACAUUCUGUGGAUAGCCAUGGCAGGGACUCAUCAGAUAUGGGCACUCCUACUGGACUGUGGCCGACUACCAAAGAAAAAUGACUUAAAAAAAGGAACCUGCCUUCGGUUUGCUGGAAGUGGAAAUGAAGAAAAUCGAAAUAAUGCAUAUCCUCACAAGGCAGGUUUUGCCCAACCUUCAGGUCUCUCUCUGGCCUCAGAAGAUCCCUGGAGCUGUCUGUUUGUAGCCGAUAGUGAGAGCAGCACUGUGAGAACCGUUUCACUGAAAGACGGAGCAGUGAAGCACCUUGUAGGAGGAGAAAGAGAUCCCAUGAACUUAUUUGCUUUUGGUGAUGUUGAUGGAGUAGGAAUCAGUGCAAAGCUUCAGCACCCCCUUGGAGUAACGUGGGACAAGAAAAGAAAUUUACUUUAUGUGGCAGACUCAUAUAAUCACAAGAUUAAAGUUGUGGAUCCAAAAACAAAACAGUGUUCAACAUUAGCAGGAACUGGAGAUGCAAGUAAUGUCAGUUCCAGUUUUACCGAGUCAACCUUUAAUGAACCAGGAGGCUUGUGUAUUGGAGAGAAUGGCCAGUUACUAUAUGUAGCAGACACGAAUAAUCAUCAGAUUAAAGUGAUGGAUUUAGAAACAAAAACGAUUUCUGUGCUCCCGGUCUUCAGCUCUGGAAAUGCUGUGGUAGAUGGCCCGUUCAUGGUAGAAAAAGUAGAAAAACAGACAGUACCCAAACUACCGAAAUCAGCUCCAGCCGUUCAACUUUCCCCUGUGGCUGCAUCUCCGGGACAGACUCUGCAGUUCCAGCUGAGAUUAAACCUCCCGUCAGGAACAAAGCUCACUGAAGGGGCACCCAGUUGCUGGUUUCUAACAGCUGAAGGCAAUGAAUGGCUUCUUCAAGGACAGGUGCCAUCUGGCGAAAUAGAGAGCAUCGCCAAUCAACCAACCAUCUCACUGCAGAUUCCUGGGGAUUGCUUGUCACCUGAAGCCGUUAUAUCUGUCAGCGUGUUUCUUUAUUACUGCAGCGCAGACAGCAGUGCCUGUAUGAUGAAGGGAGUUUUGUUCAGUCAGCCUUUACAGAUAACCAAUGCCCGGCAAGGCUGCACAGCUCCAGUAGAGCUCAAGUACGCAUUUUAGCAAGCUAGCUAGCAACCGGUCUCCACAGCCGUCUCUUCUUCAUCCUCACUGUCACUGUAACUUAUGACAAGAAACUUCUCUCCUGCCUCUGAAUACCAAGAAACCCACUACUCAGUUCUAGCAGCUGAUAGUAAAGUACAGCUAUGCUC